UAACAGACACAGAAAGGAGCGCCGUCGAACAGCCAAACAUAAGAGCUUCUCCAGGAAGAGUGGAACCUACUUUGGGUUCAGAAUGUCGCUCCUGGCUGUUUUGGUCCUUUUGGGGACUUUAAUGACAGUGAACAGCGAAAAGCACUCCCUCACCUACAUCUACACGGCCUUCUCCAAACCUGUGGAUCUGCCAGGGCUCCAUGAGUUCACUGCCAUGGGUUUACUGGACAACCGGAUGAUUGACUACUAUGACAGUGACAACCAAAAAAAAGUUCCUAAAGAGGACUGGAUGGAAAAAUAUCUUGAACCAGAGUACUGGGAGAAAGGCACCCAGUCCAGAAAGAGCAAACAGCAAUGGUUCAAGGUCAACAUCGACAUAUUGAUGAAACGAAUGAGACAGAAUGACACAGACACUCAUAUUCUUCAGUGGAUGCACGGCUGUGAGGGUGAAACUCAACCUGAUGGGAAAAUGAAGUUUGUCCGUGGGAUGGACAUGUACAACUAUGACGGAAGCGACUUUCUGUCCUUUGACGAUGACAGACAGGUUUGGGUUGCUCCCAUUCAUGCAGCAGAAGAAACCAAGAGGAAGUGGGAUGAGGUCCAGGUGCUGAAGGAAUACACCAAGGGCUACCUGGAGAAGGAGUGCAUGGAAUGGAUGACCAAGUUUAGAGACUUUGGGAGAGAACAGCUUUCAAAAGCCGCUCCACCUGAAGUCCACUUCUUCUCACGAAAGGCCAACAUUGAACAAAACAUCAUCUUGACGUGUAUGGCUACAGGCUUCUAUCCUCCUGAAAUUAUCCUAGAGAUCAAAAGAGAAGGACGUGUCCUGACUAAAGAUGAUGGGUUGAUGACCUCUGGAGUUCGGCCAAAUCAUGACAAUACCUUCCAGAGAAGAGAUCAUGUAGAGAUUUUGAAGUCUGAUGUUUCUGCCUACACCUGUGAAGUCCAUCAUCUUGCCUCUAAAAUACACAUUGUAAAGAUAUGGGAAAACCAUUUUGUAGAAAACAAAGGAAAUAUGGAGCUCAUCAUCGGUGCUUCUGUUUCUCUCGGGAUUGUGGUCGUGGCCGUUGCUGUGACACUUGUUGUCCUUAAGCUGAAGACAAACCGACUUGAUUGUGAUGAAGAAAAUUCUCCUCAUUCAAGCUUAGAUUCUUUGGCCACCUCUGGAUCUGAUGAAAAAGCCAAAGAUGUAAAAUCAGCUGAGAAAGCUAAUCUGCUGCAAAAUGAACCAGUCCAUGACAUAAAGAAACCUGAUGAGAACAAGCCCCUUCUUGAUGCUGAUCAACCAGUCACCGAUAUAAAAACACCAGAUGAGAAUCAUAAACUUCUCAAUGGUGAUUCAUCCUCCAAUCCAAGUCUGGAUUCUGCGAUCACCUCUGGUUCAGAUUCCACAGACUCCUCUGGAGCAGAUCAAAAAGUCACCGAUAUAAAUACACCAGAUGAGAAUCAUAAACUUCUCAAUGGUGAUUCAUCCUCCAAUCCAAGUCUGGAUUCUGCGAUCACCUCUGGUUCAGAUUCCACAGACUCCUCUGGAACAGGACGAUCACUUCCAUCCCAAGAUUCUGGUGCUCAGUUGGGCUGAUCUACUACCAGCAGAGAAAGCGAGUGACUCAAGUCUGAGUAAAUUAGCUAUCUUCAUCACUUGGAAGCAGAUUUACCUGAUUGCAUAAAACAAUUAUCACAAGAUUUGUACCCGAUAGUCCCAAUUCAAAAGACAAAAAUUUUUUUAAACUUGUUGAAAUGGAGACAAGUUGUUUUUUACUUUUUUUCAAAAUAAAUCUGAAAUAAGUCUUGUUUCCCAGUGGAUCUAUGAAAUAUGUAGAAAGGUUUUCUUUACAUUCUUCAUAAAAGCAGUAAAUGUGUAUUUGGAAAACUCAGAGAAAGCUUUGAACACACAAGUCAUCCAGCGAUUUGUAAAGAUACCGAUACCUAAUUAGAAAUGGAAGAAUUGGACAGGUGAAUAUAUUUACAUUUUUGUCUGAUCAAUUGGACAUCUUCAUAAUAUUAGCAAGUGGUGGGAUGAAGGUUUUCCACUUUUAUGUAUUAAUAUAAGAUUUCUUCUUUUCCACCUAUCAAAUUUACUAAAACUAUUGAACAAAAGAUUGCAAUUAUUUAAAACAAAUUCUAGAAAUCAAAAAUAGCCUGAAAGACUUCAUUUGUUGUAUACUUCUAAUAAACGAAACUCACGAUGUGAACAUAUUUUAGAUUAGCCAAGUAAUAUGUAGUAGUAUGCAGAUUUACAAUACAUAUGCUAUUUGCACUCAACUGUGUAUUAAGGGACUUUAGUUCUUUUCAAAAUUAUUUGGAUCUUUACAAUGUUGAAACAAGUUAUUUUUCACAGAUGUAUUCUUUUGAACACCUGCUUUAAUGAGUUGAUUAUUUUCUUAAUUUUUCUAACUUUUUAUGGUCUCCAAUGUUAAUGGAAUACAAGAUUGCUUGAUUAAAAGAUUUUGGUUUAGUUUUGUGGGACUUUGUUGGGCUUUCUUUCUUUUUAUUUGCCUUGCUUUAAAGUUGUAUAAUAAAUGAUACAUUUUUUCUAAUGUAAUUUGCUCUUGUGGUACAAAGAUUACCAAGCAUAUUUUAUUGCUGAAUGGUAAGAUUGUGAGUAAAAUGUUAACAAGCACAUUCUUUCAAACAAUUAAAUCAUGGAACAAAAUGUUUACAAAUUUUACCAUAUGACCUAUAUAUUCAUGUCUUUACAUGUUUUUUGUUCACUUUUGUGAGAGAACUUUUUCAAAAGAUUAAGACUUAACCCUAAACUGUACUGAAUACUGAAACCUCUGUUUUUGUUUCUCAUUGAAUAAAUCAAAUGAUUAAGA
Messenger RNA from Poeciliopsis prolifica (blackstripe livebearer), 2819 nucleotides. RefSeq names its product H-2 class I histocompatibility antigen, Q10 alpha chain-like. The transcript is spliced from 19 exons. Lineage: Eukaryota; Metazoa; Chordata; Actinopteri; Cyprinodontiformes; Poeciliidae. The coding region runs from base 83 to 1582 and encodes 499 amino acids. The record is from RefSeq and is a predicted model, not a curated record. Gene Ontology annotation, biological process: immune response. Gene Ontology annotation, cellular component: external side of plasma membrane.